Triplophysa dalaica is the source of this 1335-nucleotide messenger RNA. It is a transcript of the gene ssu72, whose product is annotated as SSU72 homolog, RNA polymerase II CTD phosphatase. The transcript is spliced from 5 exons. Gene Ontology annotation, biological process: termination of RNA polymerase II transcription. Gene Ontology annotation, molecular function: RNA polymerase II CTD heptapeptide repeat phosphatase activity. Bases 99 to 683 code for a protein of 194 amino acids. Gene Ontology annotation, cellular component: mRNA cleavage and polyadenylation specificity factor complex; nucleus. NCBI's taxonomy places the organism in Eukaryota, Metazoa, Chordata, Actinopteri, Cypriniformes, Nemacheilidae. The record is from RefSeq and is a predicted model, not a curated record.
CAGCUCAUCCGCCAUUUUCUACCGUCAGCGGAUCGGAGCAGAAUCGUCGAGUCGAGCUCGCGUCGACCCUCUCGAACCCCGUCAAACUUUAGAUAGUCAUGCCGGUCGAUCCACUGCGUGUCGCGGUCGUGUGCUCCAGCAACCAGAACCGCAGUAUGGAAGCGCACAACAUCCUGAGCAAGCGAGGGUUUGACGUGCGGUCCUUCGGCACGGGGACUCAUGUGAAACUUCCUGGACCGGCUCCGGACAAACCCAACAUUUAUGACUUUAAAACCACUUAUGAGCAGAUGUACAACGAUUUGGUCCGCAAAGACAAGGACCUAUACACACAGAAUGGCAUCCUACACAUGUUAGAACGCAACAAGCGCAUUAAAGUUCGACCGGAGCGGUUCCAGAGCUGCAAGGAUCAGUUUGACCUGGUCGUCACGUGUGAAGAGAGAGUUUAUGAUCAGGUGCUGGAGGAUCUGAACUCUCGUGAGCAGGAAACCUUCCAGUCGGUUCAUGUCAUAAACGUGGACAUUCAGGACAAUCAUGAGGAAGCCACGCUGGGAGCGUUUCUCAUCUGUGAGCUCUGCCAGUGUAUUCAACACACCGAUGAUAUGGAGAAUGAAAUCGAUGAACUUCUGCAGGAGUUCGAGGAGAAAAGCCACAGACCGUUCCUACACACCGUCUGUUUCUACUGACACACACAUUCAGCCCCCUCGAUCUGAACACACUCAGGCUUGUUGCCAUGGCAGCAGAGAAAAGGCAUGACAACCCCUCAUUUACAUGCACAGUCACGUGAUACACACACACAAACAUAUAUAAGCAGUCCGGGCGAGAGAUUCUCUCUCUCUCUGUCCUUCUGUUUACGGUCAACGUCUGUCUCUGCAUGCCGUCUGGAGAGAAACAUUGAUCAUUGAUUUCUGCCACAUCACGGCGUGUGAUUGGUCCGUUAGGUGAAUGAUUCCAGCAAAUGAUGUGGACUCAGGACGGCUCUAGGCUGAAUGUGGUUUAGUGUCAGAUUCGAGCCGAUCUGUGUUCAGUACAAGAAAACCCCUCAGACGUCCAGGGUAUGGUUGAGACUGGUUUGUGUUUGGAGAGCUUUAAGCUCCUGAUGUUUAACUCUGGAUGUGAUCCUAUCUUUUGAAUUUCUCAUGAAUUUAUUUCAGUUAUUUAAACAUGAGACUUGAAACAUUGGGCUUAAGUGUUUAGUUUUCUUUAAUUUUGUAAAUGAAAGGACGUUUCUUUAAUUGUACCUGAAGCAGCCCAGAGUGCCUGAUAUUAUUCUUGUAAAUAUUGCGCUAUAAGAGAGCGAAUGAGUGAAUGAAUAAACUCAAGUCAAUCAAAACUCAA